This is a messenger RNA of Rubroshorea leprosula, 1106 nucleotides long. The record is from the annotation of a GenBank genome assembly. NCBI's taxonomy places the organism in Eukaryota, Viridiplantae, Streptophyta, Magnoliopsida, Malvales, Dipterocarpaceae.
GAUCGUUGCGAUUUUCUAACCGUCUUCUCCCAUUCGUUCGAUCAAUCCGAUCGUUGCAGCUUUUUAGUCGUUUUCUCUCAUUCUUUCAGUUAAUCCGAUCGUUGCGGUUUUCUAACCGUUUUAUCUUAUUCGUUCGGUUAAUCCAAUCGUUGUGACUUUUUAGUCGUUUUAUCUCAUUCGUUCGGUUAAUCCGAUCAUUGCGACUUUUUAGUCGUUUUCUCUCAUUCGUUCGGUUAAUCUGAUCGUUAUGGUUUUCUAACCGUCUUCUCUCAUUCGUUCGGCCAAUCCGAUCGUUGCGGCUUUUUAGUCGUUUUCUCUCAUUCGUUCGGUCAAUCCGAUCGUUGCAGCUUUUUAGUCGUUUUAUCUCAUUCGUUCGAUCAAUCCGAUCAUUGCGACUUUUUAGUCGUUUUGUCUCAUUUGUUCGAUCAAUCCGAUCGUUGCGACUCUUUAGUCGUUUUAUCUCAUUUGUUCGAUUAAUCCGAUCGUUGCGGGUUUUUAACCGUUUUAUCUCAUUCGUUCUGUCAAUCCGAUCGUUGCGGCUUUUUAGUCGUUUUAUCUCAUUCGUUUGGUUAAUCCGAUCGUUAUUCGUUCGAUGAAUGCCAAGAAACCGUCCGACUCCAUCAGCUUUUUGUGGCUAACCUGUAGCCGCCGUGUCCGCAGCUGGAAUUGGCUAUGGGCCUGCCUCCGCACUCUGAUCUCUGUCCUCUACAAUCUGCAACCACCACUCACCACCACACCACAGCAGCCAACAGCCAACAACCACCGUGAUUAUCCACCCUUCGGUCAUCUUUGUCAACUAAUCUACAUCGAAAUCCAUCACAAUCCACAGCUUACCUUUCCUCGGCCACAAAACAGGACAUAGCACAGCAGUAUAGAACAGUGAAAAGGAAUUCAAGCUUAGAAGAAGAAUUUUAACGGAGUUGGUGGGCAUCGUUUGUAAGAAUGGGAACUCCUCUGGAUUUCUUGAACUACCUUAAUCACGACGUGUCACUAAAGAUUAUGACAUUUUUGGAUGAUCUAUCUGAUAUUGUUCAUGCCUCUUCUGUCUCCCGUGAUUGGAAACUGCUCUACAGCAAAAUCCAUCACAAUGAAUUGGAAACUGCUUC